UUUUUGGGGCUUCCGCAGCGUCCAUCCCGGUAGAGAGUUUGAGCCGGCAAACAGCAACCAGUUAACCCCCCAUCCACCACCACCUUGUCUAUUCCCAUUAUUGAGUGUCUAGAACCUAGACAAGCUCAAGAGGGAUCAUCUUGACUCGCUGUCACGAUCACCACUUCCCUGCCAUCCUGCUCCCUCUCAAAACGCAUCAAAACCAACAACAAAAACAACACCAACUGACCCCCCCUCUCACACACAAUGGCUGACCUCGGCGCUGAUCCCAACGCCGCGUACGGCGCCGUCUACUCGCCGUCCUUCCUGACCUUGUUCUACGACAAGUACGUCCUGGGCUUCAACAUGAGGUACAUCUGGAAGUGCUCGACAAACGACGUCCUCCUCCCCUUCUUCGCCGAGAACUUCUCGCGCAACCACCUCGACUGCGGCGUCGCCACGGGCUGGUUCCCCGCCGCCGCCCUCGCCCGGCCCUUCCGCGCCGACAGCAAGCAGCGCCUCACCCUCCUCGACCUGACGGCGAACCCGCUCCGGGCCGCCAAGGCGCGCGUCCUGGCCGUCGCGACCAACACCGACGUCCGCUGCGUCGAGGCCGACGUCACGGAGCCGCCGCCCAAGCAGCUCCUCGGCGAGCGCUUCGACUCCAUCUCCAUGUUCAACCUGUUCCACUGCAUGCCCGGCGGCAGGGCCAAGCUGCGCGCCCUCGGCACGUACAAGGAGCUGCUGAGCGACGACGGCGUGCUGUCGGGCUGCACCGUGCUCGGCCCGAACGCGUCCACCGGCUGGCUCACGAGGUUCCAGCUCCGCUGGUACAACAAGUGGUGGGGCAUCUUCCACAACUGGGACGACGAGAAGGAGCACGUCCAGGAGGCGCUGGACCAGGAGUUCGAGGAGGUCGAGACCUGGGUCAUUGGCCAGCUGAUGCUCUUCCGGGCCAAGAAGCCGAGGAAGCCGCUCUUGGAUGUUUGAGUUUGCGAGAGGUUCUGGAUAACGAUUGAUACCCGGUGCGGCAUGAAUAAUAA
This is a messenger RNA of Colletotrichum destructivum, 1022 nucleotides long. RefSeq names its product Putative S-adenosyl-L-methionine-dependent methyltransferase superfamily. NCBI's taxonomy places the organism in Eukaryota, Fungi, Ascomycota, Sordariomycetes, Glomerellales, Glomerellaceae. The record is from RefSeq and is a predicted model, not a curated record. The coding region runs from base 247 to 969 and encodes 240 amino acids. The transcript has a single exon.